This is a messenger RNA of Rattus norvegicus (Norway rat), 1419 nucleotides long. The record is from RefSeq and is a predicted model, not a curated record. Lineage: Eukaryota; Metazoa; Chordata; Mammalia; Rodentia; Muridae.
AACCGUGUGCAUUUAUCCCGCUCCUCUCAAAAAGAUGACGUGGGCGAUUUGCUAUUUGGGGACUGUGGAUUCCAGACCCUCUUCAGAGCAGAGGGGUGGCUGGUCCUGGUCAUUCCGUACCCCAGUGCCUACACCUGAAGUUCCUGGUCACAGGGCCUUGGGUUCCCGCUGACACUAACCCUGUUUCCAGUCACAUCUCCUGCAAACACAGCUCCCUGUAGGCCUACAACUCUAUUUUGCUCGCUUCUGGGUUCAUGAAAGCUCGGCUGGGCAGCCUCCUAGUCCUUGCCACCUUGGUGACAGCAUCCAAUGCAGCGUGCUCUAUUCAAAGACUCAAGAGACUUCCAAACGAAAAGUCUGAUGAAUGUACAGAUGUAGACGGUGGCAAGCACGUCCUUAACACUUACUGGCAGAAGAACUGUGAGUGGUGUUUCUGUGAAAAAACUGCGAUCACCUGCUGCACCAACCAGAUUGGUGGGGCAUUUUCCAGCCCCUCGGAGACCCACCCUUGGAGUCUGGCGGCAGACCUGGAGCACUCCCUACCUUUAGGCGUAUUGAAGUCAACAGGCAGAAGUGAGGGCCUUCCAUCCAUGUCUGGAUUUAUCUUUCUGGCCUCUAGUAGGAUUCUGUCUUUCCUCGGUGGUAAAGAAGACCUGUAACAGUUACUAACAAGCAUCUCAAGUGGGAUGGUGAGAAAACAAGAGAAUCUUGAGAAUAGAGGUCCACUGAAGAGGACAAAUAGCAUUUAGUCACACAGCUAAACCAGGAGGACUUUCUUGGACAAAAAGGCCAUUGUACAAAUAAGCCCAAGCUUUGUCUAUGAAACAGAAAGGCGAGCAGAGAGGCAUCCGAUCUGUUAUCGACUAUCUCUCUAGACUUAGAUUUUCUCUCAAGGAGUAUCUCUCUUCAGUGUCAGCUCCUUGGCUUUGCCUCUCAAGAGAACCAGCCUCCAAAUGACACUAGGCUUCUAGUAACAACUAAUAACAAAAGGAUGGAGAGAGGUUAGAACCUGGGUGCUAGAUGCCAAGUGGCUGACAAAAGAAUUGUAACCAGUUCACCUGGGACUUUCAGGACCUCAGUAGCAGCCCUUUACCAAACUGUCUCACUGGGUUAAAGGCCCAUGGAAAAGAAAACAUUAAUCCUGACCUUGGCCACAGCCAAAGCUUGAAUUCUAAAUUUUGACUGGCAAAACAAAGUUCUUCACAGUUUGUUGUAGAUUCCCUUCGAAACUAUCUCAGGGGCUUCUCUGUCCCCCAACCUAGGGCAUUUUGAACACAGGGGCAGGAACUGGCUGCUGUGGGGAUAGGAUCAAAGGCACUCUCCAUGUCAAUGAUGACUAACAGGGAAGGUUACUUAAUGUUGGAGAUCAACUCCUCUCUUGGAAUAGGGCCAGCAGAUAAGGCAGGCUCCCUUAAAGAA